AUGGGGGAUCUGACUGAGCUUCUGUUCAUGGUUCUCCUGGUAUCAGGGCUUGGCCAUACACAGAGGAUAAAGAGAGAUGAAACUCCUCACUGCUGGAACCCUGAGGAAAUGGAGAGCCAGGUCAAGGGGCUGCAGAAGCUCCUGGGCAGGGCCAGAAUGAACCAGCUGCCCUCAGUGACCCUGGUUAAAGAGUUGGAGCAGCAGAAACCCCAGGGGAAGAAAGGCUGCCCCGAUCUCCGGCAAUAUUCCACACACAGCAGAGACAUCAGUCACCGCUCCAUCUCACCUUGGGCAUACAGGAUUGAUUACGAUGAGAAUCGAUAUCCUCCAAAAUUGGCCUUGGCUGAUUGUCUCUGUGAUGGUUGUAUUGAUGCGGAGAAUGGGGAAGAGAUGCUGUGGUUAAAUUCAGUGCCUGUGGAACAGACGAUGUUGGUUCUGCAGCGUCAGACCUGCCCUGGGCAUCCUGGCAUGUAUAGUUUCCAUCUGAAAUACAUCAAGGUGCCCGUGGGCUGUACAUGUGUCCUGCCCAAAAACAGCUGGUGA
Messenger RNA from Hemiscyllium ocellatum (epaulette shark), 543 nucleotides. Its product is annotated as interleukin-17C-like. Lineage: Eukaryota; Metazoa; Chordata; Chondrichthyes; Orectolobiformes; Hemiscylliidae. The record is from RefSeq and is a predicted model, not a curated record. Gene Ontology annotation, biological process: inflammatory response. The transcript has 3 exons. Gene Ontology annotation, molecular function: cytokine activity. Gene Ontology annotation, cellular component: extracellular region. Bases 1 to 543 code for a protein of 180 amino acids.